AUUAAACUAAAUCACAUUGCUUAAUUUGUCCAUUCUGCUUGUCUAAAGUGGUUGUCUCUAGCACAAUUUGUUCUUACAGAUGGCGUAUCCUUAACAAUUGCUAAUACAAUAAUCUUGUCAAUUCUUCAUAGGUAAGGUAUUCAGUCUUUGAACAGGUAAAACAGAGACUGCCUCAAAUUUCUGCCUUAAAUUUUAGACACUUGAAAAUCUCCAAUCCAGCUCCUGAAACAACAUAUCUUUACCAUGGUAGUCUGCAACUCUACAACUUCAUGUUUCCAACCCUCUCAUCUCUCUAUGAUUUUCAUUGUCUUCAUAUUGGUGAUCCCAUUUGUUAGCUCAUUAUCCUUCAACUUCACCAGCUUUGAUACCAACGAUAAGAACAUAACCUAUGAGAGAAGUGCCAGCCCUUCCAAUAACGCCAUUCAAAUGACCUUAAACCUGAAUGGCCAGCCUACGACUGCCAGACUUGGUCGUGCGACGUAUUCUGAGCCGAUGCACCUUUGGGACAAGGCCUCAGGAAACCUUACAGACUUCACCACUCAUUUCUCCUUUGUCAUUGAUUCGGAGUUCAGGACUUUUUAUGGAGAUGGGAUUGCUUUCUUUCUUGCGCCUCAAGGUUCACGAAUUCCAGAUAAUGCCACCAGAGGUGGUACUCUGGCUCUUACAAAUGAUGGUGACGAAUUGAACUUCACAAGAAAUUCGUUUGUCGCGGUGGAGUUUGAUGUAUUUUCAAACUUUUUCGAUCCUCCAGGCGAACAUGUAGGUAUUGACAUUAAUUCAUUGCAAUCUGCAAGUAAUGUGACUUGGUAUUGUAAUAUUACAGGAGGGAAAACGAAUGAUGCUUGGAUCACUUAUAAUUCCAGUACAAAAAAUUUGAGUGUUGUUUUCACUGAUUUUGGGAACAAUAUUACGUUGAGACAGCAGCUUUUCCAUGUAGUUGAUCUGAGGGAUUACCUUCCAGAAUGGGUUACUUUUGGCUUCUCUGCUGCCACCGGAAAUGCUUCGGCCAUACAUACCGUUUACUCUUGGGAAUUCAGCUCAACCUUACAAAUCAAUGCUACAUCUCCUCCAAGCCCUGAUCCUCAAUGUUGUCGACCAAGAAAAAACAAAACAUGGCUUGGAGUGGGAUUAGGUGUUGGUGGGAGUCUGUUACUAGUUGGUUUAGUUUUUGUCUGGUUUGCUGCUACUCAUAGGCAGAGAGAUGCUGAUGAAGAACAGGAUGAUCAUGUCCUCCAUGAUUUCAUCAAUGAUGAACAUGAUAGCGAAAGAGGACCGAAGAAGUUUUCUUACAAUGAAUUGGCACAUGCUACGAAUAAUUUCAAUGGGGAAGCAAAAUUAGGAGAGGGAGGUUUUGGAGGGGUUUACAAAGGAUUUUUGGGGGAUCUGAAUUCAUAUGUUGCUGUCAAAAGGAUUUCAAGUGGGUCUAAGCAGGGAGUUAAAGAGUUUGCAGCAGAAGUAAAUAUCAUAAGCAGAUUGAGGCACAGGAACUUGGUAAAACUCAUUGGUUGGUGUCAUGAAAGAAAAGAAUUGCUGCUUGUUUAUGAGUACAUGCCAAAAGGAAGCUUAUAUUCUCAUCUUUUCGAGCACAAUAGCUUGCUGACAUGGAAGGUGAGAUAUAAAAUCGCGCAAGGAUUGGCCUCAGGGCUACUCUACUUACACGAAGAAUUGGAACAGUGCGUCGUCCAUCGAGACAUAAAGACCAGCAACAUAAUGUUGGAUUCAAAUUUCAAUGCUAAACUUGGGGAUUUUGGUUUGGCAAGGCUUGUGGACCAUGAAAAAGGAUCACAAACCACAAUUUUGGCAGGAACUAUGGGCUACAUGGCUCCUGAAUGUGCAACAACGGGCAAGGCUAGCCGGGAAACAGAUGUCUACAGCUUUGGAAUUGUUGCUCUUGAAAUCAGUUGUGGAAGAAAACCCAUCAACCACAAGGCUGUUCAAGCUGAAACACAUUUAGUGAGUUGGGUUUGGGAGCUUUAUGGAUGUGGAAAGUUACUUGAAGCUGCUGAUCCAAAACUGUCAGGAGAGUUUGAUGAGCAACAAAUGCAAAGAUUGAUGAUUGUUGGACUAGGUUGUGCUCAUCCUGAUGAAAAUUUACGACUGUCGAUUAGGCAAGCGAUUAAUGUUCUUAAUUUUGAAUCUCCAUUGCCAGUUCUUCCAUCAAAGAUGCCGGUACCAACCUACUUCGCUCCACCAAUGAAUGCAGCUUCAGUUUUAUUGCCAUAUUCUGCUACGUAUUCUGAAGGUGGUACUGGUGGGUACCAAUCUUCUAGUGUUGUCUACAACACUGGUUCCUCACAGGGCACCUCGUCUAGCGAUCAAACUUCUUCGACUGUCUCACUUCUGCACAUCAGCUGA
This is a messenger RNA of Tripterygium wilfordii, 2355 nucleotides long. RefSeq names its product L-type lectin-domain containing receptor kinase IX.1-like. Lineage: Eukaryota; Viridiplantae; Streptophyta; Magnoliopsida; Celastrales; Celastraceae. Gene Ontology annotation, cellular component: plasma membrane. The record is from RefSeq and is a predicted model, not a curated record. Bases 244 to 2355 code for a protein of 703 amino acids. Gene Ontology annotation, molecular function: ATP binding; carbohydrate binding; protein kinase activity. Gene Ontology annotation, biological process: protein phosphorylation. The transcript has a single exon.